UUUUGAUAUGAGAAAACCCUAAAUGAGAGAGAGGGCCGCCACUUCUUCAGAUAUCAUCUUUUUCUAAAAAAAUGGUUACUUUCAGGUUUCACCAGUAUCAAGUUGUUGGAAGGGCUCACCCAACGGAGAGCGAUGGACAUCCCAAGAUUUACAGGAUGAAGCUUUGGGCCACCAAUGAUGUUCGAGCCAAAUCCAAGUUCUGGUACUUCCUGAGGAAGCUGAAGAAGGUUAAGAAGAGCAACGAUCAAGUCCUCGCCAUCAAUGAGGUAUAUUUGCCUUUUAUAAUUUACUCUGUAUUAACUGAUUUAUUGUUGGGAUGUUUUGUUGAAAAUUAUUGUUGGAGCCACUGCUUUGAGGGAAGAUCAAGGUGCCGUUGCACCAUCUCCGAUGGAAAGCGCGGGCGUGGCACUGGGUGUUCCGGCUGCAUUAGCUGCCUUGGCUUCAAUGGCUGCAUGUGGAGCACUGCUUUGAGGGAAGAUCAAGGUGCGGUCGCAUCAUCACCGAUGGAAAGUGUGGGCAUGGCUCUGGGUGUUCCUGUUGCACUAGUUGCCUUGGCUUCUAUGGCUGCAUGCUUCUUUUGA
Hibiscus syriacus is the source of this 581-nucleotide messenger RNA. RefSeq lists its product as uncharacterized. Gene Ontology annotation, molecular function: structural constituent of ribosome. Bases 72 to 581 code for a protein of 169 amino acids. Gene Ontology annotation, biological process: translation. Lineage: Eukaryota; Viridiplantae; Streptophyta; Magnoliopsida; Malvales; Malvaceae. The record is from RefSeq and is a predicted model, not a curated record. The transcript has 4 exons. Gene Ontology annotation, cellular component: ribosome; cytosolic large ribosomal subunit.